This is a messenger RNA of Corticium candelabrum, 3608 nucleotides long. Its product is annotated as sperm-associated antigen 1-like. The record is from RefSeq and is a predicted model, not a curated record. The transcript has 21 exons. Gene Ontology annotation, cellular component: mitochondrion; cytosol. NCBI's taxonomy places the organism in Eukaryota, Metazoa, Porifera, Homoscleromorpha, Homosclerophorida, Plakinidae. Gene Ontology annotation, molecular function: heat shock protein binding. Bases 69 to 3443 code for a protein of 1124 amino acids.
GUAGAACAUGAAUUACCCGGAUAUUUAAUAUAUUCCCGUUCUGCUUCGUUUCUCUCUCCCCCUUUCCAAUGGAGGCUCUCAACGAGACAAUCGCUCCGGGCGGAAGCGCCCGCCACGAGAGCGUUCCGAUCGACCACCUAGACUACGGCUACAUCGAGAAAUGCUCGAACGCGAAAGAAAUCGAAAAAAUCGUCAAAAUUCUGAGGUCGGGCAGUGAGGGAUACUAUCCGGAUCUGUUGAGUUUUGCCGAGAGGCGACUUGCCGUGCUGAAGCCUAAGAGUGACGUGUUGCGGACACCUAAACCCGUUAUAAACAGGUCUGAUUUAGCUGCAGAAGAACUGAAUCAGUUUCAGGAUUCUAUUCAGCAAUGGCAUGAUGAGGCUACCACCAGAGACCAGCAUCUGAGAGAGAUGAAUGAGACUGUGGCGACAGAAGCUAACCUUCCACCCAUCAGAACGAAUCAAACGGUGACAAGAAAAUCUGAGCAGAAGAACAAUGAUAGCAAGCCUGCAAAGUCAAAUCAAGUAAAGUCAGCAGAAGAAUGGGAAAAGUUUGAUGUUGAUAAGGAACUGGAGAAGAUUGAGAAGGACGAGAGUGAAGCAGGGGAACGUGCGUCGAAGCCGUUGUUGAAUUUUCCGACGACUGAUGUAACACCAGCUCAGGAUCCUCUAGAACGAGAACUACAAGCAGCAAGAGCAAAGGACAAAGGAAAUGAGGCCUUCAGAUCUAAAGAUUACGAUGAAGCACUUGCGUACUACACCGACAGCAUCAACUACCAUCCAACCGCUGUAUCAUACAACAAUCGUGCAAUGGCUGCAAUAAAACUUGAGAAAUACUUGUCAGCCAUCGACGAUUGCGACAGUGUGUUACAACUAGAUCCAAACAAUGUGAAAGCUUUCUUACGACGAGGAGUCGCAAAACAAAAUCAACAUUUAUACCACGAAGCCGAAAGUGAUUUCCUACGAGUUCUAGAAUUGGAACCAAACAACUCACGAGGAAAGAAAUUGCUGUCCGAGGUGAGAGCGAAACAACCGACUGAGAAAGCACAAACACACACUCAAGACCAACAACAACAGCAAAAUGUGGAGACACAAAAGCCGAAAGGCAGACAGUUGAAAAUUGUCGAGGUUGGCAGCAGCGAGGACGAGGACGAGAAAGAUGAAGAGACGAAACAAUCACAAGAAACCUACAGCGAUGACCGAAAGCACGACACAACGAUGUCACACAAGGACGACGAGACAUCCGAAAGGCUUCUUGACGCAUCAAGAGACGCAUUAGACGAUGCAACAGACAAGUACGAGCGUGAGUUGAUUAAAACUGGAAGCACAACAGAAAGCAUCAACGAGGAAGGAAGCGAGCAAGUUGAUAUCAAUCAGAAUCGAACUGACGAGCUUGCAGCCAGUGAGCAGACGGAUGGGAGCAGCACGAGUAAAGCCACACAUGAAGAGCAGAGGGACGAUGAAUACGAAGAGUUGCCACCUUUGGAGGACGACAAUUCAGAUGAGACAUUAGUUGUCCCACCCGUCGUGUCGCCUGUGCCUCUUCCUGAGGUUGUGUUGCGGUUGAAGGACGAAGGGGUUAAGUUGUAUAGAGGCGGUGAUUUUACGCAAGCGCUUGAGAGGUUUAGUGGUGCAAUGGAUGCAAUGGAAGAUGUUCGCGAGUUUCAUAAAGACGCAUACGCUGCUCUCUGCAGCAAUCGAGCAGCGUGUCGCUUUCGACAAGGCGAGUGUCGGGCUUGCAUCAGCGACUGUGAUGAAGGACUUAACUACAAUUCUUGUAGUUCUAAACUGUACACAAGGAAAGCGACUGCAUUGGAAAGUCUUGAAAAAUAUCCGGCCGCAUACGUCAACUUCAGGGCAGCACUGGCAAUAGACUCAAACUUAACUAAAGCGCAGGAGGCUUGUACAAGACUGGGACGUUUGUUACUGAAUGACCAAGGUACACAGUGGCGGCAAAAGCUACCACCUCAACCUCAGCCUACACAGCAUGUAACACAGUUAACUCAGACAGCAGGCAAUGCAUCAGCAGCGACAGAUGUCACACUGAGAGAGUCAAAUGUGGGUAAGACGGGAGAUAAUGUGUCAGGAGGUACAACACGGUUGGACAGCGGGUCAUCACCACGUAGCAAUUUUGAUGACAUGAAGAGCAAAGGAAAUCAAUUAGUAAAAGCGGGCAAGUUUUUUGAGGCUGCAAAGUGCUACACACGUUGCAUUGAAAUCGACAACACACAAACAAGCAGCUUCACAAAUCGUGCAUUAUGUCAUCUGAGACUAGAGAAGUAUCAACUGGCAGUUCAAGACUGUGACAAGGCGCUACAGUUGGAUGUAAAUUGUGUCAAAGCGAUGUAUCGACGUGCACAAGGGAAGUCGAAGCUGCAAGAGUUUCGUAAUGCGGCGCACGAUCUCACAAAUUUGUUGAAGAUCGAGCCUGACAACGAGGCUGCUACGAAGGAAUUGGAACGAGUGAAGCAACAGUGGAGAGAGCAAUUGGAAAAACAGAAGCAACAAGCACAAGACCAAAAACCACACGAGCAGAAAUCAGCACAGACGCAGAGAGCACAAGAGCCAGAGACAGGUAAACGAAAAUCCAACAGAAAACAACAACAGCAGAAACAAUCAAAACAGUCAAAAUCUCGUAAAACAAAGAAAAAUCGAGGAGACAGUCCGUCGUCGUCUCAGAAUCUCUCCACACCUCUGAUGCACAACACAGAGAAAGAAUUGAGACUUCAUGACUUGCCCAAGGCUCAGGUGGUUGAUCCACCUUGCAAGGAGUUUGCAAAUAAAGAAGGAGUAACGGGUGGUGAUGGGGAAGGGGAGGAAGGUGGUGUCGCUGCUGAUGUUACUGAUGGUGAUGUGAAACCGAUGGAGCCGAUGGAACCGAAGAGAACGAGAGUUGUGAUACGGGAAGUUGGGAGUGAUUAUGAGAGUUCUGAUGAUAACAAAAAUCAGACAAAACCGGCCAAUGAACAAUCAUCAGAAACUGUAAACAGCGAAUCUCCUUCAGAUAAAACUCGACCAACAGAAGAAGAACCAUUCAUUCCUCUGAAACAACUGGACAAGUGUACGCCAUACGAGUUCUUGCAGGCGUGGCGAUCAGUGCGAGGACAUGGAAGGGUGGCUUGCAUCCAGUAUGCUCACCUGCUACGACAGAUCAAGCCAGAUACACUGCCAACGAUUUUGAGUAAUAAGCUUGAUGGUCCCAUGUUGAUGGACAUUCUGACUGCUAUUGCGGAUUUCAUCAUUGCAGAUGGGGAAGCACAAUUGGGCUAUGAGCUGCUGGUGUAUCUGACGAAGGUUCCAAGAUUUGGAGUCGUUUCCAUGUUUUUCAGUGGAAAAGACAAGGACGUCAUUCGAAGAGCAAUCACGUCACUGCAGCAACACACAGACUCGGGUGUCAUCUCCACGAGCCAACUGGACACACUACGGUCAUCAUUCUCACUCUGACAUCAAAUCCGUUCAAGAAAAUGCACAACAAAAAUCAGCACACCGCGACUCUUUUUUGUACAAUUCCAUUACUAUUACAGACCAUCAUUACUGUAACUGUAAACAAAGGUGGGUUCAUACACUAGAAACAUUCAAGUGCGUUUGUGCACUUGGCUGUCUCGUUGA